UGGAAAUACCCUGUCGGACGACGCACAUGACCCGGAAGCCGACCGACCUGAGCAUGAUGGGCGUGCCCCCGAGCCACCCGAACCCGCUCAAGCGCACGCGCAGCGCGACGGCGCGAGAGGCGACGGAGCUGCCGCCGACGAUGCCAAGCAUGCCCAGCAUGCAGCUCAGCAUGCUCAACAACGGCGGCUUGCCCUCGAUGUUGCCGAGCCUCGAGCGCCGCAGCUCGUCGACGUUCUCGAUUAGCAGCCUCAUGCCACUGGACCGAGGCAUGAGCAACAUGGGCAACAUGGCGCUGCCGGUCUUCCACAGCUCGGCAGAGCCGCCGUCGCGCCAGAGCUCGAUGCUCGUGUCCGAGUACAUGUACCCGGCGGACAUCCAGCCCAUGACGUUUGACGACAAGCAGCGCCUCGUGCACCGCAUCACGAUGCUGCCGAGCCAGUACCUCCGCGGCCUCAUCGACGUCAUUAAAAAGUACCAGCCCGACACGGUGCGCCAGCUCGACGAAGAGUAUGUCUUUGACUUGGAGCAAAUGCGCGAAAACACCGUGUAUGCGAUCCAAGACUACGUGCAGAUCGCCUUCUCAGAACUCGACGAGUACGUCAAGACGCUCACGACCGCGUCCAAGCCGUCGCAGCAUUCGAUGGGCAUGAACAUGAUUGAGAACUACGAGGCGCCGCGGUAUGGGGCAUCGGCCAAGUCGAGUCUCGACGAGCCGCAGUCCAAGCGCCGCCACACGGUCACGUCCGCGGCCGUCGACAAUGCGACCAAGCAAGUGCUGCAGACGAACGGCCAGAUCAAGUUUAUGGAGCAAGUCGAGAUGUACUCGAAGCCCAAGACGAGCAAGACGAAGACCAAACCGUCGCAGCGCCACCAGUGCGAGACGUGCCAAAAGAUGUUUCGCGGCCGGUCCGAGCUCCAGAACCACAUCCGCACGCACACGGGCGCCAAGCCGCUCGUGUGCUCGUACGCGGGCUGCGGCAAAACGUACGCGCACAGCUCCAACCUGCGCGCGCACGAGCGCAGCCACGAAGGCAUCAAGCCCUACGUGUGCCACUACGACGGCUGCGGCAAGCGGUUCGCGCACAGCGUGUCGCUCAAGGAGCACAUUUGGAUGCACGCUGGCGUCCAGCCGUACGAGUGUCCGUUUCCGGGCUGCGGCAAGCGGUUCACGCAAGUGUCUAACUUUGCCCGGCACAAGAAGCUCCACGGCGCCGCGGCCUCCAAGGCCUCGAGCGCCAACGAGUCGACCGUCAACUUGUAGACGCGUCUCGCCGUAUUUAACAUCCCGUGUCAGUAAUAACCCAUUAUUUCUUGCGUA
Saprolegnia parasitica CBS 223.65 is the source of this 1319-nucleotide messenger RNA. RefSeq lists its product as hypothetical. Gene Ontology annotation, molecular function: RNA polymerase II cis-regulatory region sequence-specific DNA binding; DNA-binding transcription factor activity, RNA polymerase II-specific. Gene Ontology annotation, biological process: regulation of transcription by RNA polymerase II. Gene Ontology annotation, cellular component: nucleus. Bases 27 to 1262 code for a protein of 411 amino acids. NCBI's taxonomy places the organism in Eukaryota, Oomycota, Saprolegniomycetes, Saprolegniales, Saprolegniaceae. The transcript has a single exon. The record is from RefSeq and is a predicted model, not a curated record.